AGCGCCCGCGAGAGCAGCCGGGGCCAGGUCACCACUUGCCUCCCCAAGGGACCAGGGUCGUCAGCUCCUCCACGCUCCGGGGUGUAGAAAAUAUCCAGGUAGCAGCUGCAGUUCUACCUUUGGUUUGGCUGCCAUGCAUCCUAGGAGAACUAGUGGUAAAGGGCCCUCCACUCCCAUGCAAAUUGACCAGCAACCUCCACGGCUUCUCAUUGUGCACAUUGCUCUGCCAUCCUGGGCUGACAUCUGCUCCAACCUGUGUGAGGCACUGCAGAACUUUUUCUCUCUAGCCUGCAGCUUGAUGGGCCCCAGCCGUAUGUCUUUGUUCAGUUUAUACAUGGUGCAAAAUCAGCACGAGUGCAUCCUCCCUUUUGUGCAAGUAAAAGGGAACUUUGCUAGAUUGCAGGCCUGCAUCUCAGAGCUCCGCAUGUUACAGAGAGAGGGUUGUUUCAGACCACAAAGCACUUCUCUCCGGCUAGCAGUAGAGGAUGGGCUCCAGCAGUUCAAACAGUACAUCAGACAUGUGACCACAAGUGCAGCUCUGACCUAUACUUCCCUGGAGAUUACUGUUCUGACUUCUCAGCCUGGAAAAGAGGUGGUCAAACAACUGGAGGAAGGGUUAAAAGACAUAGACCUAGUCAGAGUCAGGAGGCUUCAGGUUGUUGAAGUCACAAAGGGAAUCCUAGAGUAUAUGGCCUCAGCCUCUCCUGCUGAAGAUUCCAGCAACGAUGAGAGUUCUAUCCUGGGAACUGACAUCGACCUUCAGACUAUAGACAAUGAUACUGUCAGCAUGGAGAUUUUCUUCAAAGCCUGGCUGCAUAACAAUGGAACAGACCAAGAACAUAUCCACCUUCUUCUUCCUUCACGAUGUUUCAGCAACAUUUCCAGAGCCACAGAUAAUCCAAUGUGCCUAAAAUGUGAUCUCCAAGAACGAAUGCUCAGCCCCUCAUUGCUCCCUGGCACAACUGAUGGCACCUUGAGAAUGGACGACCCCAAAGGAGACUGCAGCACACUCUACCAGAUGGCUUCCCAGUCCUCAGCCUCUCGUUACAAGCUCCAAGUGAUCAAGGCUCUAAAAUCUAGCGGGGUCUGUGAGUCGUUGACUUACGGACUCCCAUUCAUCCUCAGACCCACAAGCUGUUGGCAGCUGGACUGGGAUGAGCUAGAAACAAACCAGCAACAUUUCCAUGCUUUGUGUCACAGCCUAUUGAAAAGAGAAUGGUUGCUUUUGGCCAAAGGGGAGCCCCUGAGCCCAGGAUCCAGCCAGAGAACCCCCGCCAGCACCUUCUAUGUGAUCAUGCCGUCCUGCUCCCUCACACUGCUGGUGAAGGCAGUGGCUACACGGGAACUGAUACUGCCCAGUGCUUUCCCACUGCUAACCGAGGACCCACCUGAUGACAGCCUCAAGACUGUGGAGAGCCUGCUAGACAGCCUGGAGCUGGAGCCCACCUACAACCCCUUGCAGGUUUGGAGCCACCUGUAUUCAUAUCUGAGUAGCACCUUUGUCAAGCCUCAGCAGCGGCUCCACCCAAGCUGGGAGAACAGAGCCCAGAGAAAGGGUGGGCAGCUGCAGACCAAUCGAGUUCGAGCCACAGUGGCCCCCCUGCCUAUGACUUCUGCCCCAGGAAGAGCCCCGAAGAUGCCAGCAGCCAGCAAAGCUUUCUCAGAAGACUUCUUCCUGCCUUCUGAGCAGGGGGAGUAUCACUCAGGGCCCUAAGUCACCAGCACCGGAGCCCAGCUACACUGUUUAAUCAUAUCUAUGCUAAGACUCACACAGUGGCUAUUUGUGGUCAGACACUGUACUCAGAGUGCCUGGAAAACAGAGCCUUUCCCUAGUCUGUUCUGGGUGUUGCCUGGGCCCCACUCCUCAGGCCAGAAGUGGCACAACUGUCCCUUUUCCAGCAGGGACUUUGAUUUUCUUUUGGAUCAUUAACAAAGAUGUUAACAAAGAUGAAGAUUAAACACCCAAUAAGCCUCCAUCAUUGUUAAGAGCAUUCCUAUGCCCAGAAUUUCUUUUUUGUUGUUGCUAUUGUCCCCAUCCUAAUCCUGAGACAGAAUUUCUUCUUGUAGCUCUAUGUAAGCAGGUGGAUGAGGUCAGGUCACCCUUGGGAAAGUGGGUCUCAGAAACAAGCAUGAGGUUUUCAGAGCUCAUGAAAAGCAAGUAGGAUUGAUUGGAGCCUCAUGCCAGAGUUCGUGCCCUUCCCAGAACACCAGUCAUACCACAGUUCCCUUCAGCCUCCAGACAGAAAGUGCUUGGUAAUUGGUACCUACAUGCAAAGUGUUUGUGUUGGGGGAUAGGGACUGUCACAGCUGAGAACAGGGAAAAAGAUGGUGUGAAAAAGACCUACUCCUUUCCUAUUCCCCUCUCCCCACACAUGCCCACUUUCCUGUUUCUCCAUUCACAAAACAGUACUACCACUUUAAAAUGCUUACUCUGGGCUGGGCACCUGUGGCUUAAGCAGCCAACCACAUGCACGUGAGCUGGCAGGUUCAAAUCCAGCCCGGGCACCAAACAACGACAACUACAACCAAAAAAUAGCUGGGCAUUGUGGCGGGUGCCUGUAGUCCCAGCUACUUAGGGGGCAGAGGCAGGAGAAUCGCUUGAACCCAGGAGUUGGAGGUUGCUGUGAGCUAUGAUGCCACCAUACUCUACCCGGGGCUACAGCUUGAGUCUCUGUCAAAAAAAAAAAAAAAAUGCUUACUCUGUGCUUCAAAUUACACUAAGUACCUGAGAAAUGUAUCUCAUUUCAUAUCUCAUGUGAGGUAGAGCCCAUUAUUAGUUUUUCUAUUUUAGGGCUGCAGAUGUUAUACAACUCAUUAAGGGUCACACAGCUAGCUACCACUCAGGCUCUGA
Molecule: messenger RNA, 2851 nt
Organism: Nycticebus coucang (slow loris)
Lineage: Eukaryota; Metazoa; Chordata; Mammalia; Primates; Lorisidae
Gene: M1AP
Product: meiosis 1 associated protein
Exons: 10
Coding region: 134-1714 (526 amino acids)
Biological process (GO): meiosis I; male meiosis chromosome separation; spermatogenesis
Source: RefSeq, a predicted model, not a curated record